Molecule: messenger RNA, 2971 nt
Organism: Brachypodium distachyon (stiff brome)
Lineage: Eukaryota; Viridiplantae; Streptophyta; Magnoliopsida; Poales; Poaceae
Product: U-box domain-containing protein 70
Exons: 9
Coding region: 200-2617 (805 amino acids)
Biological process (GO): protein ubiquitination; protein phosphorylation
Molecular function (GO): ATP binding; protein binding; protein kinase activity
Source: RefSeq, a predicted model, not a curated record
CCAGUAGCGAGUAGUGAUUCUGCCGGGCAGGCGGGCACUGGCUGUCGAGUCCCCCGGGUUCCCGGUCAAGUCUCCUCCGCUCCCACCACUCCGCGUAACCGCUGCCGCUCCACCGCCAAGCGCCGGCGACCAACUGCAUUUGCAGCUCUCGCAGCGCCGCCCAGCGAGAGAAAGCGCGCGGAGCCAGGUAUAGCCAGCGAUGGAGGCGGGGGACGAGCGGGCGGCGGAGGCGCAGCGGGAGAAGGAGGCCGGCAACGCCGCCUACCACAAGCUCUUCCUCGAGACGGCCGUGCUCCACUACACCCGCGGCGCGGACCUCGACCCGCGCGACAUCUCCUUCCUCACCAACCGCGCCGCCGCCUACCUCCUCAUGUCCAAGUACAAGGAGUGCGUGAGGGAUUGCGACGAGGCGGUGGAGAAGGGCAGGGAGCUCCGCGCGGACAACAGGCUGGUCGCGCGGGCGCUGUCGCGGAAGGCGUCGGCGCUGCUCAAGCUCGCCGGGUGCGCCGGGGACUACGCGCCUGCGAUCAGGGCGCUGCAGCAGUCGCUGGCCGAGCAUUACAGCGAGGAGACGCGCGCCAAGCUGCGGGAAGCGGAGACCGCGAGGAAGGAGGUCGAGGAGCAGGAGCGGCUGGAUCAGGAAGCCUCCGACUACCACCGCGAGAAAGGCAAUGAAUUCUUCAAGCAGAAGAAAUAUCAGGAAGCAGCAUCCCACUAUACUGAAGCUAUUAAAAUGAAUCCAAACGAUCCCAGAGUCUUUAGCAACAGAGCUCAAUGCCACAUCUAUCUGGGAAAUCUUCCUGAAGGUCUUGAAGAUGCAGAAAACUGUAUUGAGGUGGAUCCUACUUUUCUGAAGGGCUAUGUGCGUAAAGCCAAUGUGCAGUUCCUAAUGGAUAAUUAUGAAAGUGCUCUGGCAACUUACGUAGAGGGUUUGAAGUAUGACCCAAACAAUAUUGAUGUGAUCGAUGGCUUAAGAAGAUGUGCGGCAUGCAUUAAGAGUUCUAAUGGUGGCCAUGUUGAGCCUGUGGAUUUGAAAGAAAUCUUGGGAGAUUUUCGUUCAGAUGAUGAUUUGCGUAGUAAACUUCAAAGGAACAUGGAAGAGGCUGCAGUAUUCAAGAAAGAAGCCUCUGAUGAGCGCCUGAGGCGGAUUGAAUCUGAACGAAUGGCCAGGACAUCAGAGGACUUAUAUUUAAACCAGGUCCAGCAACGGAAAGAAACUGAGGAAUAUCUUUCCAAAGUACAAGAAGAGCUGCAGCAACUUAAAGUACGGCAAGAUGAGUUUAUUGACGAACUUCAGAAAGCCAAUGAGCAUAACGAGGAUCUUCAACAUCAGCUCUCAGAACUCUCAGAAUCAAGAGAGCGAUAUGACCAGCUUCUAUCAGAGCACGACCACCUGCUACAUGAACGAAACCAUGCAGUCAGAGAGGUUGACGAAUUACGCCAGAGAAGAGGCCAGAUUCUUUCAGUUUUGCUUACAGCGAUGCACUGUGAGUUUUCAUCAUCUGAACUGGAGCGUGCAACAGAAAAUUUCAAUAGUUCACUGAAGAUCGGAGAAGGUGGGUUUGGUUGUGUAUACCGAGGUGUCCUGCGGAACAUGGCAGUUGCAAUAAAGGUGCUGAGACCUGAUGGUUUACAAGGGCGAUCACAGUUUGAGCAAGAGGUUGCUAUCCUCAGUAGAGUGAGACACCCCAACCUGGUAACUCUUCUAGGAGCAUGCUCAGAGUCGUCUACGCUUGUGUAUGAGUUCUUACCAAAUGGUAGCCUUGAAGAUUUUCUUGUAUGCGCGGAGAAGAGGCAAACUUUGACAUGGCAAAUUCGCAUCCAAAUUAUUGCCGAGAUAUGUUCAGCUCUGAUCUUUCUGCAUGAGAACAAACCUCACCCAGUCGUUCAUGGAGAUCUCAAGCCUGCUAACAUUCUCCUUGAUGUUAACUUAGUCAGUAAGCUUAGUGAUUUUGGUAUUUCUCGCUUGCUAAUCCAGUCCAGUAGCGAUAAUACCACUCUGUACCGCACCAUGCAUCCUGUGGGGACCCCUAUGUACAUGGACCCUGAAUUUCUUGCCACCGGGGAGAUGACACCUCGCUCCGAUGUUUAUUCUUUCGGAAUCGUGGUCUUGCGCUUGUUAACUGGAAGGCCUCCUGUUGGUAUAAAGAAGAUUGUAGAGGAUGCGAUGGAGGAAGGUGACCUGAACACUAUAAUUGAUACCUCAGCCGGAGAGUGGCCUGAUGUCCACGUGCAGCAGCUAGCAUACCUUGCUCUCAGAUGCACUGAACUAAGCAGGAAGUGCCGUCCUGAUCUUUCAGGCGAUCUCUGGAGAGCAGUUGAGGCCAUGAGGGAUGCCACAACAUUAUGUUCGCCAUCAUCUUCGAGAUCAGUGCUGGAUGAAAACCGCACACCGUCGUACUUCAUCUGUCCUAUUUCUCAGGAUGUCAUGAAUGACCCUCACGUUGCAGCCGAUGGGUUCACCUAUGAAGGUGAUUGCAUCAGGAGCUGGCUCAGCACGGGGCGUGAAACAUCUCCAAUGACCAACUUGCCACUUCAGCAUGACGAGCUCAUCCCCAAUCUUGCUCUCCGUUCCGCCAUUCAGGAAUGGCUGCAGCUGCAGAACACCGCGCUGUAAUUUUUCAUUUAAUCAGCACGCUUCCCUCCCAACUGCCACAAAGUCCACAAGUAUCUCCUCGGCAUGGGACCAACUCCUCGCCGAAAUCUCUGAACCUGGAAGGUAGAAGAGGAAUGUCCAACAGUAGUGUUAACAAAUAACAAGUAGUCUGACCUUGUAUGUAAUGUAGUAUAUGUUAGCGAUUUCGUGAAACGGUUAUUAUGUAAUAUUGUAGGUGGUUCAUGUGGAAGAAAUACUAUGCCACUCUUGUAGGUGGUUCAUGUGGACAGAUGAACUGGGGACCAUAGUUGCUCUUGUAAAGUACUGUCAGAUCUGGCCAAGCUUCUAGCUACACAGUACACAGCACAUUACACA